Messenger RNA from Mytilus californianus (California mussel), 2651 nucleotides. RefSeq lists its product as uncharacterized. The transcript is spliced from 7 exons. Gene Ontology annotation, cellular component: adherens junction; membrane. The record is from RefSeq and is a predicted model, not a curated record. Lineage: Eukaryota; Metazoa; Mollusca; Bivalvia; Mytilida; Mytilidae. Gene Ontology annotation, molecular function: extracellular ligand-gated monoatomic ion channel activity. The coding region runs from base 156 to 1946 and encodes 596 amino acids. Gene Ontology annotation, biological process: monoatomic ion transport; heterophilic cell-cell adhesion; homophilic cell-cell adhesion.
AAUGAUUUUGUACACUUACCAUGAUAACAAAUACACCGUUACACAAUCACAUUAUUGUAUAAUAUUCUGAAUUUACAGCAAUUCCACAGCCACCAAUAUUAACAGGACCAACAACGGUAACAUCUGGUAUCCAAGAAACGUGGAUAUGUAUAUCCAUGGGAGGCAACCCAGAACAAAAGAUGUCUAUGAGAAUAGGAAACACUAUAUUGCCUAACGAGUUGACAACCAGCUCGGAGUAUGAUGAAAAUUCAAAGACAUAUAAAGUCACAGGUACUCUUGUAUGGAGUCCAAUAACCAGCAAUAACGGACAGAUAGUUUACUGUGAUGUGACGCAUGAAACAUUAGGGAACAACCCGCAAACCGCCAGCUUACCUUUAACAGUUAAAACGACACCAGAGACACCUAUAUUGACUGGUCCUACGACGAUGCUUUCUGGUACUUCAAAUACCUGGACAUGUCUGUCCCUAGGUGGAAAUCCUAAACAAACCAUGAGUAUGAGGAUUGGCACAACAAUUCUGAAUAGCCAAGUUACGGUCAGCUCCGAAUAUAAUGAAAAUUCCAAACUAAACAGAGUCACUGGUACACUUGUAUGGAGUCCAGAAUCUAAACAUAACGGAGAAACCCUGUCAUGUGAUGUUUUCCAUCCUGACACAUUAGGUCAAAGUCCACAGACAGUCAGCUUAACAUUAACAGUAAAGUCGACACCCACGAAGCCAACUCUCACAGGUCCAACUAAAAUAACGUCGGGAGUACCAAGAUCAUGGACUUGUACGUCACAUGGCGCUUUUCCAGAGCAAUCAAUGAAUAUCAGGAUCGGUAAUUCUGUGUUCAGUAAUGAAGUUACAGUUAACUCAGUUUAUGAUGAUAACAGUAAGACAUAUGCAUUGACUGGUACCCUGUUGUGGACUCCUACUACCAGUAGUAACGGGGAAGUGCUUUAUUGUGAUGUAUUCCAUCCAGAAACAUUGGGCAGCAACAACCCACAAACAGCUAGUUUAUCACUCACUAUUAAAGAUCCGCUGGCGAUUAUAGCACCUAAAACAUUUUACGACCCUUUCACUGAAGACGCAAUAAUUUUAGAUUGUGUAAUAACGUCCGGAGUUCCAACAGAAAUAAAAUGGUACAGAAACAGUGAGCGGAUUUUUUUGUCUGUUGAUCCUAGAUUAUCGGGUGGUAAUACAGAUAAUCCAGCUUUAACGAUAUCUGAGAUCGAGAUGGAGGACGGAGGAAGUUAUGUCUGUGAAGCAACCAAUGAAUUCUCUACAGUGGACACCAAUACUAUAUCACUGUCCCCAGUUGAAAAACCUGCUACAGAACAUUACAUCAUAACAAAGAUUCUCGAUGGGUACAACAAACUUGUACGUCCGACAGAUCCAGCUGUUAAUGUUACGCAUUUCCUUAUUCCGAGAGAAGUUAUACAUUUUGAAAAUAGAAAGCUCGUACUUGAGUCAAUGCAGUGUAUGAGUUGGAAUGACCCUAGACUGUCCUGGAAUAGAGGUCAGAACAGAGUUAGCCUUCCAUCAUCAGAAAUCUGGAUCCCUGACGUUGUAUUGUUAGGACAAAAAUAUGAACCUGAUUUUGAGACAAAAGUCAUUGUAACACUCAGCGGUAACGUUGUAUAUUGUCCCCAGGGACAGAUCACAUCUACGACCUGUCAAGAAAAAUCAGGAGAGGUUUAUGAAUGUGACUUCCGGUUCCUGUCGUGGUCAUACGAUAAAGUGAUGUUAGACAUAAGGUUACCAGCAUCAAAAUCUGUUGAUUCACACAUUGACAUGUCGGUCUUUAUAGAACAUGAAACAUAUGAAGUUGUUAGCAGAUGUGCAACAAGAGAGGAAAUGACAUAUCCUUGCCGAGAAGGAACUUACCCAGAACUUAAAUAUAGCUUUGUGUUGAGUCGUCGAAGAACAUUUUGCAGAGACUAUAAUCAAAGUCCUACUUGUAAUUAAGAACCGAACUUUAAUACAAAAAAGACAUACUUUUCAGCUAUUAUAGUUGACACGAGCCAACGAGAAAGCGUAUAGAAAUAUCUAUGUUAAAUGGUGCCAAGUCAGAGAUAUUUACUUUAUGGAUACUAACUUGGAUUUGGUAGCGUCAACUAUGUGAAUGUACUUUUAUUUAUAUAUUAACUGUCUACAAUUAAUAGAGUUUAAAUUCGUGAUUUUAGACUCAGAAACACGUAGUUUCAUGGAAAAUAAUAAUUUUGUUCUUAUUUAGAUCACGUUUGUAUAAAGCGUUUCAGUCACUAAGAUUGAACACCAUACUUUCAUAUUGAACUUCGAUAAAUUACAAAUUUUAAAAUCUUUAUCAGAAAGCGUAUUUUAGUAUUAUAUUGUUUCAGUGCUUAACUUAUUUCUCUAAUUUUUGGUAUAUAUUCUUUAAAAUUUUAUCCCUCAACAAACCUUCUUACGGGUUCUUAUGAUGUAUGUGAACCAUAUUCUCCCUUCUCGAGCUGUAUGGACAGAUUUAUGUACGUAACUUGUUACACAUGUAUUAAAAAACAAAGCAUAUAUGUUUUUCAUAAUCUAUCUUAUUAUUUACUUCAUAUAAUGUUUCAUAAAUAGUAUACAUGUACCAUGAUUUGUUUUUCAUUCUAUUAUAAUGCUUUGAUAUUGAUCACCCUUGCUAUUUAUUAUUAAACAUUUAUAACAUGU